AUGGUUGAAACUCUCUCAUCAACGCCCCCGAAAGGGGGUGAAGAGCAUGUGGAGAAGCCAUCCCUCAACGAGAAGGCCGCAGUUUAUGAACAUGCAAAAUCCAAGCACCAUGACCCCAACUGGACGGGCGAAGGGUUGGACACCUCGCAUGUUGACCCCAAAAAGGUCCUGCGCAAAAUGGAUUUGCGCCUGAUCCCCAUGCUUGCAAUCCUAUACCUGCUCUCUUUCCUCGACCGAGGCAAUAUUGGCAACGCGAAAAUCCAGGGCAUGGAAACUGACUUGGAUCUUUCUGGAAACGAAUACAAUAUCUGCGCAACUGUUUUUUUCUUCACCUACUGUGCUUUUGAGAUACCCUCGAACUUGUUAUUGAAGCGUCUCAGGCCUUCCGUAUGGUUACCAUCUAUCAUGGUAGCAUGGGGCACGGUCAUGACCUUGAUGGGUCUCGUGCAAAGUUACCACGGCCUUCUCAUUGCUCGUAUCUUCCUCGGUGUCACUGAAGCAGGACUUUACCCUGGUGUUGCCUACUAUUUGACAAUGUGGUACUGCACCGAAGAUCUUGCUUUCCGCCAGAGUCUCUUCUUCAGCGCUGCAAGCGUGGCCGGUGCCUUUUCAGGUUUACUUGCGUACGCCAUCGCGAAGAUGGACGGAGUCGCCGGACAAGCAGGCUGGAGAUGGAUAUUCAUCCUAGAGGGCAUUGUGACUGUUGUCGUUGCCUGCGUUGCUUUCUUUCUCUUGUACGACUUCCCAGACACCGCAAGCUUCUUGAGUCCUGAGGAGAAGGCCUGGGUAGUUCACCGGCUGAAAUACCAAGGAAGCAAGAAGAGCGGAAGAGUGGUUGCUGAGACGCUCACUGAUUGGCAACUAUACCUGUCACUUUUUAUGUACUGGGGAAUCGUUUGUCCGCUUUACGGAAUAUCGUUCUUCCUUCCGACCAUCAUCAAGGAACUCGGCUACAAAUCGACAACGGCACAGCUUCUGACAAUUCCGAUCUAUAUCUCAGCCGCAAUCCUGGCCGUUAUCGUCGGGUGGGCAUCCGACAGAGCAACCAAGCGAGGCGCCUCACGCUGGCCCUAUAUUUUCCUCCCCAUGUGCGCCAUUCUGGUCGGUUUCAUCAUCGCCAUUGCUGGCUCUGCCGCGGGAGAUAUCCCUGGCGUGGUGUAUGCUGGUGUAUUUAUCGCCACAUGCGGAAUCUACCCUGCUUUCCCGGGCAACGUCACUUGGAUCGCAAACAACCUGGCAGGGAGCUACAAACGAAGUGCUGGAAUGGCUCUUCAAAUCGGUCUCGGCAACCUCGGAGGAGCCAUGGCAAGUAAUUUCUAUCGCAGCGUGGACGCACCGAAGUAUUUGCUUGGCCACGGCCUGGAAAUCAUGUUUGUCGUCUUGGGUCUGGCGGCCGUCAUCACACUGAGGAUCUCAUAUGGAAUGAUCAACAAGAAGAGGGAGCGCAGUGGAGCAGCCGAAGGUUACACGGACGAACAGCUUGCAGAUCUCGGCGACAAGAGCCCGUCGUUCAGAUACACACUUUAA
Molecule: messenger RNA, 1527 nt
Organism: Cladophialophora psammophila CBS 110553
Lineage: Eukaryota; Fungi; Ascomycota; Eurotiomycetes; Chaetothyriales; Herpotrichiellaceae
Exons: 6
Coding region: 1-1527 (508 amino acids)
Biological process (GO): transmembrane transport
Cellular component (GO): membrane
Molecular function (GO): transmembrane transporter activity
Source: RefSeq, a predicted model, not a curated record